Messenger RNA from Ostrea edulis (European flat oyster), 495 nucleotides. RefSeq names its product rhamnose-binding lectin-like. The record is from RefSeq and is a predicted model, not a curated record. Gene Ontology annotation, molecular function: carbohydrate binding. Lineage: Eukaryota; Metazoa; Mollusca; Bivalvia; Ostreida; Ostreidae. The transcript has 2 exons. Bases 99 to 452 code for a protein of 117 amino acids.
AUACUAAAAUGCAAGUAAAUACAAGCGUUUCUUCAAACACAUUUUAGCAGCCUAGAGAUAUUCUAACUCAUUGUGAACACGAUUAGACCGGAGUGGUCAUGAAAUUCUCCAUGAUGUUGGAUAUCUGUCUUUUUGCUACGAUGAUAUAUCUUUCUGCAGAACAAGGUCCUCCCCGACUUGCAAUAGAAAUUUGUGAGAACGAACAGGCCACCAUACGCUGCGGAGGAGAAAGAAUACUAGUUGAAUCCGCACGUUACGGCCAAACAAGAGGAAACAGAUGUGGUACAGAGGCCUAUGGUGAUUGUGAGAGGAAUGUAACUAACAUAGUUAAAGGGUUAUGCAACAAUAAGGCAACGUGUCAGAUUCAACCUGUUCAGCUGUUCGCUGACCCAUGUCCAGGGACAGUGAAGUACGCCAAGGUUGUUUAUGUUUGUCUGUUCUGGCUGUUUUAGUACAAUAGUACACUUGUAACUUGCUAUUAAAUGAUACCUUAGA